Messenger RNA from Aspergillus wentii DTO 134E9, 1659 nucleotides. RefSeq names its product fungal specific transcription factor domain-containing protein. Gene Ontology annotation, molecular function: transcription cis-regulatory region binding; DNA-binding transcription factor activity, RNA polymerase II-specific; zinc ion binding. The record is from RefSeq and is a predicted model, not a curated record. NCBI's taxonomy places the organism in Eukaryota, Fungi, Ascomycota, Eurotiomycetes, Eurotiales, Aspergillaceae. The transcript has 5 exons. Bases 1 to 1659 code for a protein of 552 amino acids. Gene Ontology annotation, cellular component: nucleus. Gene Ontology annotation, biological process: DNA-templated transcription; regulation of DNA-templated transcription.
AUGGUAAAGAAUGCACUAUUCCGGAAGUUCGGCAACGACAGCGACAGAGCCGAUGUAAUGCAUGCUCGGAUGAUGAAUUUGGAAGAAAUGGUGGGUGGUCUCGUUGACAGAUUGUCGGACCAACCGCAACAUCGUUUGCCAGACACACCCCCAGCCCUAACUGCGCCGUCGGCCUUGAGGGAAUCAAGUAUCACAAACCAAGAUCCUCUAACCCAGGGACUGAUAACAUUUACUGAAGCGGAGAUCCUAUGUCAGACUUAUCGACAGAUGUCGGAAAAGCAUUUUCCCUGUGUCAUUCUUCCCCAGAGGCUGGGCGUAGUGGAGCUGCAGCAAGAGCGGCCCAUGUUGCUACAAGCCAUACUUGUUGUCGCGUCAUGGCAAAAAAGGACACUUCAGAUUGCACUCGAGAAGUUUUACUUAAAGGAUCUGGGGACAAGGUUCUUUAAUGGUGAACGGAACUUGGACAUACUGCAGGGUCUGCUGGUAUACUUAGCUUGGUACCACUUCAACGUCACCGAAUCUAGUCAGUAUCAGGCAUAUCGAUUGGCUUCACUCUGUGUUACAAUGAUAUUUGAUCUCGGUCUUAAUAGAAAGCCACUGCGCGGAACGACACAGCAUGAUCUGAUCCUAAAUUCGAAGCCUGAAUCAGAGCAUGUGGCACAUCAGACACCCGGAUUCUGGAGCCACGAAGCUAGGAGGGCUCUAGUAGGAGCUUAUAUUCUCUCUACACUCUGUUCUCUCAUGUGCCGAAAACAGUCACCACUCGCAUUUUCAACCUACUUGGAACAAUGUGCUACCUCGAUACGAGAAGAUGCUGAAGUCUCUUCCGACAAGGCCUUGGUCUAUUUUGUUCAAAUUCUGCGGAUUGUCAAUGAAGUUUAUAACAUCUUUGACUACGGUGAUCCUGACCACAGUCUUUCCAUGAGCGAUGACAAAGUACAAAUGGUGGUUAGAGCGUUAGAUGGCCAGCUCACUUCAUGGAGAGCAAGCCUUUUGCCUGAACUAUCCCAACAUGCACAACUCAAUACCUGGGGAGAUCUUGUAGGAGCAUAUGCCCAUGAAAUCGGGCUCCACGGGAAUCUUCGAAACCCUCCAUUCUCAGCAACCCGCGUGGCCAUUAUGUUCGAUUGCUUGGCAUAUGUAGAGAAAUACAUGAAACGCACCGUAGCACUUCCAUUCGUGGAAAUGCAAACCUGGACUGCAUUCGACUGGCGACAGCUCACUUAUAUGAUUAUGCUAGCAAGCAAGAUAUCCCUAACUAUCGACGUAGUUGCUUGUGAUAAUGAAUCCACGGCUCGUAUCGCUCAACUGGACUCUUAUCUCGGACAGCUUUACACGCGCACCCAGGAACUGUUUUCAAUGACGAGCACACCUCAAGGGCAGACACAUUACUUCCAAAGUCUAUUAAACCAGUGGAAAAGUGUUCGAAUCUGGUACCAAACAGUGCUGCAGAGAAGAACGGCAAGUCACUGCAACAAUCAGCCUAGCCGAAUCAUCAGCGAGGAUCAGUUUGUUUCCUCGGACGACAGCUCAAAUGCAAUGCAGUCUGCACCUAUGCCUUCAUUGGGAUCUUUGGAUUCUUGGCCAGAUGAUAAUUUUGGGUUACUACCCAUAUCGGCAGCUGACUUCAUGAUCCUCGAUUCGCUUGGUUAUUCUUAA